AUGGCCAAGUCCAAGAACUCCUCGCAGCACAACCAGUCGCGCAAGGCGCACCGCAACGGUCAGGAGAACAUUCUGGAUGUUAACGAGUUCUUCUCUGCCUUUAGCAUCAAGAAGCCCAAGACCUCGAGAUACCCGUCGCUGAAGGGCACCGAUCCCAAGUUCCGCCGCAACCAUCGUCAUGCUCUGCACGGCACCAUGAAGGCCCUCAAGGAGCUUAAGGAGGGCAAGCGCGAGACGGCAUAA
Molecule: messenger RNA, 243 nt
Organism: Colletotrichum chrysophilum
Lineage: Eukaryota; Fungi; Ascomycota; Sordariomycetes; Glomerellales; Glomerellaceae
Gene: RPL29
Product: 60S ribosomal protein L29
Exons: 4
Coding region: 1-243 (80 amino acids)
Biological process (GO): cytoplasmic translation
Cellular component (GO): cytosolic large ribosomal subunit; ribosome
Molecular function (GO): structural constituent of ribosome
Source: RefSeq, a predicted model, not a curated record